AGUCGAUUGCGUUGCCGAGUCGAGUCGUGCGUAAAUGUGCUCUGAUAAUUUAUUGUUUAUUAAUUUAUGAUUACUUCUAAGUGGCGUUAAUAACAAAUAUAUCACUUAUUGGUAAUGUACAAUAAGAAAAUCUUUAAGUGCGAGAAGAGAUAUGGCAUGUGGAAUAUGCAAGGAAAAGUUUACUCGGACUUCGCCGGCGACCCUUUCCUGCUAUGGUGUCUGUAAACGACAAUUUCAUAUGCCCUGCUGUAAUGUACCAGUUGAUGUUACAAAAUAUUUAGGUAAGAUUCCUGGUCUUGGUUGGUAUUGCGUUGAUUGUUAUGCAGUCCUAAAAUCAUGUAAUCCUGAGUAUGUCAAAAACUUAGCUGAGGAAGGAGUAGGAAAGGUUAUGAAAGAGAUUUCAUCAUUGGCGAAAAAACUCACUGAAGAUAUUGCCAAUAACCUAACAGAAUUAGUCUCAAAGAGAUUAGAAGACUUACAAGAAGAUCUGAAGGAGAAAAUAUCAAUGGCUGCUGUUCAAAAAAUUACUGAAAUUAACGUGAAUCCUAGUGUAUGCUCUAAUACUACUGCGACCUCUGUAUCCAGUACCGGAAAUAAUAAUUUGUACUCCACGAAACUUAAAAGUAGCUCUGCAAUUAUAAUCAAGCCGAAAGAUUCUUCUCAAAAUAAUUCUGUCACCAAAGCAGAUAUUUUAAAUGCGAUUGAUCCGGUAGGCUCCAAUAUUCAGAUCUCCAGUGUUAAGAAUAUUAGAGAUGGGGGAUUAGUUAUUGGUUGCUCUUCUGAAUCUGGAGUUUCCACAUUAAAAAAUCUUGCUGGUUCUAAUCUAAUGGAAAAAUAUGAAAUCAAGGAUGUGGUUGGAAUAAAACCAAAAAUAAGAGUUGUAGGAAUGUCGGCUGAAUUAGAUAGUGAAAAAAUUGAACAUUACGUUUUAAAUCAAAAUAAAUCUGUAUUUUGUUCUAAUUCUAUUGAAUGUAAAGUUUUAGAUAUAUCUUGCACUAAGAAGAAUAGAAAAAUUUAUCAAGCAACUUUGCAGGUUGAUGUUGCAUCAUAUAAUAAUAUCAUGACGAAUGGUGAAGGUAAGCUAUUUAUUGGCUUUGAUGUCUGCUCUGUUUAUGAUUGUGUAUCUGUUAAGAGGUGUUAUAAAUGUAAUGGUUUUAAUCAUUUUUCAAAAAAUUGUCCCAGUAGUACUAUAUAUUGUCCAAGGUGUGCAGAAAAACAUGCUGUAAAAGAAUGUAAGGCUUCAGUUGAUGAAUUAAAAUGUAUAAAUUGUGUAAAGGUGAUGGAACGGGAUUCUCUGGUUCAAAUUAAUGUAAAUCAUGCUGCAUGGGACACCCAUUGUAAUUCUUACCAACGUCAUAUAGAUGAGUUAAAAUCCUCACUUUAUGUAGCAUAGCAAUCGCAAAU
Molecule: messenger RNA, 1404 nt
Organism: Psylliodes chrysocephalus
Lineage: Eukaryota; Metazoa; Arthropoda; Insecta; Coleoptera; Chrysomelidae
Source: the annotation of a GenBank genome assembly